CGAAUGCAUUAUCAGACGUAGAAGCCAUCCUUGGUUGCCUUUUUCUUUCACAUUUUACUUCCGGCAACAGCAGAUCUGAAAAUGAAGAUCGACGGCGGUAGACGCGAUCGCGACGAAGACGGGGAUGAGCUCGUUCUGAGCCGACCUGCCAAGCGGCAGACAACGCUCGUUAGUAAAAUCAUGACCCGUGGUACUACUCUUUUUCAUCCCUCCAACCUCUUCCUGCGCUUCCUCCCCAGAUUCAUUCGCCCCCAUCUGUUCUACCCGCCCUGGCCGUCGUCGUCGCUGGACAUAGUUCCUCCUUCUCCUUCCUCCACUCCUUCUUCGUCGCUUGUUCUGCCUCCGAAGCACGACGUCUUCAUCAGCUUCAGAGGAAGCGACGUUCGCGAUACCUUCCUCAGCCAUCUCUACUCCUACCUGAAACGCCAUAAGAAAUUCGCCGUCUACAAAGACGAUUCAGAUCUCGAAAGAGGAGAGGAGAUCUCUCCGUCGCUGUUGGAUGCGAUCGAGAGAUCCGCGUGCUACAUCGCGAUUUUCUCUCCCAAUUAUGCCGAUUCACCGUGGUGCUUGGACGAGCUCGUGAGGAUCCUCGACUGCUGUCAACGGUACGGACGGCGGGUAGUUCCGGUGUUCUACGGGGGCGUGGAUCCUUCUCACGUGGAAAAUCAAACUGGAAGCUACCGGAAGCUUCCGAAGGAGGAGACGGUUGGCAAAAUUCGGAGUUGGAAAGCUGCGUUGAGUAACGCAGCCGCCAUUUCGGGCUUCGAUUCACGAGUUACCAGACCUGAAUCAAAACUAAUUGAGGAAAUUUAUAGAGCUGUGCUACAAGCUCUAUCCGCUCAAAUGGUACCAGCUUCAUAUUCCAAUGUGGGUUUGGUGGGAAUAGAGAGGAGGAUGAAUGAGAUCGAACAGUGGGUAACUAGUGGGAGUAAAAAUUUGACUAUAGGACUGUGGGGGACCGGUGGCAUCGGGAAGACAACUCUUGCGAAGGCUUUCUAUGAUAGAUUUUCCAGUCAAUUCGAAGUUUUGUAUUUCUGGAGUGACUUCUCAGACCAAUUAAGUGCUUCAUCGCAUUUGCGUGAUGGCUUGCAGAAUGAUUUCUUCUCUAGAUUGUUGGGUGAUGAGAAUGCGGGGAGAAUAUCUCGGGAUUUGAAAGACUAUCGGCUUGGCCGUACGAGGGCUUUGGUUGUCAUUGAUGAUGUGGGCGAUGAUGUUGGAGACAUCAGACACUUGAACAAUUUGUUUAACGGACGAUAUUGUGACUUAUUUGCACCGGGAAGUAUAAUUAUCCUGACAAGCAGGAACAAACAAGUGCUUAAAAACGUGUGUCAUUACGUUUAUGAAGUGGCGGCUCUUGAUCAACAUGAAGCUCUACUGUUAUUCUGCCUCAGUGCAUUCAAAGAGCAUUGUCCUCCAAUCCAGUAUAAGAACUGGUCCAAGAGAGCUAUCACUUAUGCGGAGGGUAACCCCUUAGCUCUCACUACUCUAGGCUCGCAUUUGUAUGGCAGGGACCAAAACUUUUGGGGUAUCGAGUUGAGAGCCUUGGAGCGUCACCCAAAUCAAAGUCUUGAAAAAGUCUUUCGGAGGAUUUAUGAUGGACUAGGUCAAAUAGAGAAAAAUGCAUUCCUUGAUAUUGCAUGUCUUCAUGGUCGAUCCGAGGUUUCUGUCAAGGAGUUGGAAAGACUAUUGGAUGGAAACUAUGUUGAACAUGGUGGGAGUGAAAACCUUAUUACUAAAUUUGUUGACAAGUCUAUGUUAAAAGCCGACAGUAUUUCUUCUUCUUCUUCUUAUGUACAAAUGCAUGGGUUGCUGGUUGAUUUGGGCCGUAGCUUUGUCAAUGAAAAGCUCCGACUUGAAAAACGUUCAUGGCUGUUUGAAGCUCAAGACAUAUAUAGUUUCUUCAAACAAGGCAAGGGAAGUAAAGUCACCCGAGGCAUUUGUUGGGAUAAAUCCCGUGGUGUGUCGGGGAUAGAGGCAAUACACAUGCAAUCUGAUGCUUUUGUGAAGUUGGAAAAUCUUAGAUACCUUGUGAUACGUCAAUCUGACACAAAAUUGGUUCUUUCUAAAGACGGUUUGAGAUACCUACCGAAUUCAUUGGUAAUUCUUAUUUGGGACUCAUUCCCAAUGAGAUGUUUACCAUAUGAAUUUUGUCCGGAGAAUCUUACGACACUGUCUUUGCCUUCAAGCAACGUAGAACAACUUUGGGACGACAUGCAGAAUGUGGAUUUAAGAAAUUUGAAGUUCCUUGAUCUAAGGGAAUCCAAAUACUUGAAGAAGUUGCCUAAUCUCUCUACGGCUAAAAGACUGGAAGAAAUCAAUCUUAAUUUCUGUGUAGGCUUAGUGGAGCUUCCUCUAUCGAUUUUGCAUCUGCCCAAACUGGAAGACCUCCAUUUAAAAGACUGUACCAGCUUGGAGUUGAAUGCAUAUGGAUAUUACACAGAUGUCAACAAGAACGAUGAUAGGGCUGCUGCUGCCAUUUUUCCAAAACUAAAACUAUUGAACCUAUCCGGGACAUCAAUUCAAAACCAGAAGUUGGAGGAGCUGGAGAAGUUAACGGGGUGUGAUGAAAUUUCGGCCAAUGAUCAAGUGCUUGUUCAUUUCUGUGAUAUAAUUUUUCAGUCGAAAGCUCUUGUUCGGAUCUUUUUAUCUUGCUGCAUCCGGCUGAAGGAACUUCCAGAAAUAUUGGUGCCCAUGGAAGCUUUAUCACAUCUUCAUCUAUAUGGGUGCACCAAUCUAUCACGACUUCCAGAUAGCAUUUCCAAUCUGGUACAACUGAAAGAGCUUAGUCUGUCCCGUACCGCAAUCCAAGAGCUGCCAGCCACCAUUGGAGAUCUCGCAUGCUUGGAAAUACUGAAUCUCAAUUACUGCACAAGUCUCAACCACCUCUGUGGCACCAUUCACAAGCUAUCCAAAUUGUACCGCCUCGAGUUGUCUGGUUGCAGUCACCUCAGUCACUUACCGGAGCUUCCUUCAUCCUUGACAGAGUUGAACGCAUAUGGCUGCACCGCACUUCAAACCAUGUCAACUAGCGGCUUGAGUAAACAUAACUUCUUGAUGUGUGAAUGGAAUUUUGGAAACUGUGGAAAGCUGGAUUCAGAUGUGUGCAGCAUGCUUUUCAAGAAGUUCACUCAAGAUGCAUUAGGCACGCGUACGAAAUGGAAUUAUCAUCGAUGGCUCUUACUUCCAAGAGGUUGGAGUAGUCCUGAUGGAUGGAGGCCUUCUGGGCUUAAUUCAGUGGUGACAGCCACACUUGGUCGCCUUUGGCAGUUGAAGGGACUAAUAUAUUGUGCUUCAUUCGAUAGCAAAUUUGUCUCAUUUGCUACAUUCAGAGUUGACUGUCACAAUUUGUCUAGCACUGGCGGGGGGGAUGUCAUAACUGCGAGUUCUUGCACGGUGAUUCCAAUACAGUGUAAAGACCUUGAUUCAGAAGAUGACCGGGGAAGUAACCUAUUAAUAUGGUAUGAUUCUAGGCUUAACUGGAUGAAGGAGGCGGCUUUAGUACCUCUGGAUUCUUCUUCCGCAGGUCUGGAGAUCACAGUUACAGAUGAUGCUACCAUUAAAUUCGUCUUUCAGGCCAAUGGCAGAGCCUUUCUCAAGGGAGGUGGUUCCGUUGAAGUACGAAUCAUUGAGGAGACUUGUGGGGUAAUACCGGUUUACGAGAACAGGGAGAUAAUAAUAAUAGAUGAUGACGACAGUUGAUCUCCAGAGAGCCUCCUCGAGACAAUAUUGUUACAGAUCACAGGACAGCUGAAUUGAUGAAAGGAAAUUUUUAUGCCGGUAUACGAUUAGUUGUUCUUUUCUUGUUCUAGUCCUCCUGUGUUGUAAUGAACUCAAUUCUAUCGCGCUUCACCGGCAGUUAUAAGUACUGGUUGAUCGAGCUUACCUUGUUCUCGCUACUGCCAAAACCAGUUUUGGUUCCAACUUCAAACUUCUCCUUUUAAGUAGUGCAGGGUAACACAAAUCAGAAUAUUUCAUCAUCAGUAAGCCGUGCAAUAAUGUCAAAGCCGCACUUGCUUGGUCCGGAAAUGUGAGUAUAGGUGUCAAUCGGGCGGGUUUGGGCUGGGUUCAAUCGGGUUCGGGUUUAAAUGGGUUGCGGGUUAGUCGGGUUGCGGGUUCAUCGGGUUCGGGUUCAUAGGGUUCGGGUUCAAACGGGUUGCGGGUUAGUCGGGUUGCGAGUUCAUCGGGUUCGGAUUCAAUCGGGUUGCGGGCAAAUCGGGUUUUGGGUCGGGCGGGUUGCGGGCGGAUCGGGUUUCGGGUUGUUCGGGCCAGCGCAUCAAGUAGCUUAACUCAUUACUCAUUACAUUAAUUUAAAAUAUUUUCUCAACUUUUUAACCAAUUUAUUUCUACCUCGUAUAUAUAUACUUUAUUUUUUUUUAAAAAAACUAGUCAAAAUGUUAAAUCAAUUUGUAUGACUUGCAAACUUGUUAUGUAAUUAAUCAUAAUUGGUAAAGUAUUAUAGCUAAUAGUAAUGGUGAUAUCAAUAUUUGCAACCAAAAGACACCAUUAAUUAUUUAUUUGAUAUUUUAGUAUUAAUUCAGUAGUAAUUGGAUUAAAGUAUCUCGUUUAAUAUAACCAUGCAAAUUUGGUAUUUGGUGUGUGCUAUUUGGCAAAAGCAUAGUGAUAAAAGGAGUUAUUUCGAAAUAACUGAUUGCCCAAAUAACUUCAGUAAACUGUUGCCAAACGAGUUAUUUGUAAAAUUGUUUGAAUUAUCCUAAAAAUUGAACCAUUAAAGAUUAGCUAUCAAAUUUAGUAAAAUUAUUAUGACUUCAAUCAUAACUUACUCAAUAGCAUAUAUCCUAUACACUUAGCCUUACCCUCAAUCAACAAUAUUAAGUUAGUAUAUGUUGUUGAUUGUAUACCCUAAACCAUCAAUACAUUAUAUACUAACCGCAUAACCUAUACCCUAUACCCUAACCAUAUGUCUUUGAGUUGUGAUUUUGCUAGUAUAGUUAAUUUAAAAGUGAAAUUCAUACUUUGAUUUUCAAAACAUAGAUAAAAAGUGAUAUUUGCUAAUUGUUAUACCCUAACCAUAUAUCCUAUACUUUACCCCACAUACCUUGUAUUCUAACCACGUCCCAUGAACAUAAAUUAAAAAGGGAUUUCCUGCCGUUAAAUACUUCAAAUGACUUCAAGUGAACAUAUGUUAAUAAAAAACUUGGAACCGU
Messenger RNA from Linum trigynum, 5165 nucleotides. NCBI's taxonomy places the organism in Eukaryota, Viridiplantae, Streptophyta, Magnoliopsida, Malpighiales, Linaceae. The record is from the annotation of a GenBank genome assembly.